CAAGCUAGCUAUAGCUAGUAGCAGUAUGAGCCUAUAAAUAUGACAUGCAUUGGUUGAUCAUCAUCCAUCAUCAAGCAACAACACAGUGCAGUAGACACAAGGGAUCGACGAUAGCAGUAUGAGUGUCAUGUUGUCUCUCGUCUCCUGGUUCCUCCUGGCCAUGGCUGCUGGAGGAGGCUUGCACGCAAAUUCAGCCACCGCCGAAGUGACGAUAGCCUCAAACUCGGCUGCGGUUACCGCGUACUGGCACACAAUGCUUCCCAACACACUCAUGCCUUCAGCCAUCCUCGAGCUGCUAGCCCCACCUGCGGCUGGCCAGAAGUGCAAUGGUAAUUGGGGCUCAUCCACAGGGAACGAAGUCCAGAAUAGCAAAUGUGUAUGGGGACCGUCCACACCAAAUGACGUCGAGAAGAUCAACAAUGGUAAUUGGGGCCCAUCCACCAAAGCUGAAGACGAGAAGAGUAAUGGUGUAUGGGACCCGUCCACAACAAACGACGUCAUGAAGAACAAUGGUAAUUGGGGCCCAUCCACAACAAACGACGUCGAGAAGAACAAUGGUAAUUGGGGCUCAUCCACAAGAAAGGACGUCCAGAAGAGCAAAGGUGUAUGGGGCUCGUUCACAACAAAUGAUGUCGAGAAGAUCAAUAAUGGUAAUUGGGGCCCAUCCACCAAAGCUGAAGACGAGAAGAGCAAUGGUGUGUGGGACCCGUCCACAACAAACGACGUCAUGAAGGACAAUGGUAAUUGGGGCCCAUCCACAACAAACGACGUCGAGAAGAACAAUGGUAAUUGGGGCUCAUCGACAAGAAAGGACGUCCAGAAGAGCAAAGGUGUAUGGGGCUCGUUCACAACAAAUGAUGUCGAGAAGAUCAAUAAUGGUAAUUGGGGCCCAUCCACCAAAGCUGAAGAUGAGAAGAGCAAUGGUGUGUGGGACCUGUCCACAACGAACGACAUCCUGAAGAACAAUGGUAAUUGGGGCCCAUCCAACAAAGCUGAAGACCAGAAAAACAAUGGUAAUUCAGGCUCAUCCACAACAAAUGACAUCCAGAAGAGAAGUCGUAAAUGGGGUCCAUCCACCAAAGCUGAUGACCAGAACCACAAUGGUAACUGGGCCUGGGGCUCAUCCACCAAAGCUGAGGACCAGAACCACAAUGGUAACUGGGCCUGGGGCUCAUUGGACAUCCAGAAGAGCCAUGCAGGAGAAUCCCACAUUGGCCAAGACAACCACAAACAUGGAACCAUGUCAAACAUGGUGUUCUUAGAAGAGGCCCUCAAACCAGGAUCAACUAUACCUUGUUACAUCCAACCAUCGGCUACCUUAGGAGCUCCUUUGUUACGGCGUGAUGUCGCCGACUCUAUCCCUAUGUCCACGGGGAACUUCAUCAAAAUUCUGACAAUGUUUGCACCAGCGUCCAACGACAUGGCUACCAAAAUAUGGUCGACGCUGGAUGAUUGCGAGCACCCGCGCGCUAUCAAGGGUGAGACGAAGGCAUGUGUCAGCUCUGUGGAGUCAAUGGUGGAGUUUGCUGCAUCCGUGCUCGGGGUUAGUACCUACAACCUCGCGGCCUUCUCCUCACCGGACGUGCCCGUGGAUGGCGUCAUGACAGGGAGGGGGUACAAAGUGGCGGCUGUAACGAGGGUCAGAGAGGCGGGGGACACCAUGACUUGCCAUCGCGGGAGUUUCCCAUUCGCUAUGUUCAUGUGCCACGCGGUGAAUCCCACCAGAGUGUACUCGGUGACGCUGGAGGGGGAGGACGUUGAUGCUGACGGCGCGGGGCAGAGGAUGGAGGUGCUUGCCGUGUGCCACCUGGACACAUCAGACUUCCACCCAGCUAAGAUGCCGUUGCACGUCAAGCCUGGAGAUGCUCCACUCUGCCACUUCAUCUCCAGGGACAGCAUUCUCUGGGCGCCUGCUACGCCCGCUUCUGCUCACGCUGCUGCUUAGCUACAUGUAUAGCUACAUAAAUAAGAACAGUGUGUACCUAUGUAAGGCGUAUGCAUGCAUGUCCAGAGCAGUCAUGCAUGCCUCCUGCGUGUGGCUACGUACCUACACGUAUGUGCUCUGAAUAAUUAUUUGUGUAGUGUGCUUGAUGUGGUGUACGGUCGUGUGAGCGAGUAUCUUACAUAUAUAUAGUGUGUACCGAUGUAUAGGUGUAUGCAUGUAUGUCCACCGCACUCUUGCAUGCCUCUCUGACUUUUGUCUGCGUACUUGCACGUGCGUAUGUGGUCUUAUUUAUUUGUGUAAUAUGCUUGAUGUUGAUGUACCGUCAUGUUAGUGAGUAUUUUACUAUCACUAGCAAAUA
Messenger RNA from Aegilops tauschii subsp. strangulata, 2303 nucleotides. RefSeq lists its product as uncharacterized. The record is from RefSeq and is a predicted model, not a curated record. Lineage: Eukaryota; Viridiplantae; Streptophyta; Magnoliopsida; Poales; Poaceae.